CCUGGAGUGUGAGGGCGUUCCUGAAACAUACCUCCACUGCUUGAGGGACUGUGAAAUAGAAAAGAGUGUGGAGCAAAGUGGUUCCAAGUGAAAGCCAAUCAGAUUUUUUCAAUUGCAAUUAUGAGACAUGGGUGAUGUCUAAUGUUGCUAAUGAUUCGCAAAGUAACGGGAGAGGAAAUUGGGCCUCCUAUAUCAGCCUGGUGUUAUGGUACAUUUGGAAAUGCCGGAAUGACAGAGUCUUCAAUGGCAUCAAGCUCUCCCACUCGACGAGGCUCAAUUAUGUCACAGCCAAAGCGAAUGAAUGGUUGAAAACCUGGGACGCAGCUAGCGCAAGACUUGAUCUUAACUCCAAGCCUGCAAGAACUGAGACCCUGAUAGGUUGGGUAGCUCCAGCCACUGGAUGGUGGAAGCUCAAUACUGACGGGGCUGCUCAAAGUAAUCCCGGUAUGGCCACUGCAGGAGGUGUCCUGCGGAAUUGUUGGGGUGACUGGAUUAGCGGUUUUUGUAGCAAGCUUGGCACGGGCUCGGCUCUCCUUGCCGAAUUGUGGGGCAUUUUACAAGGCCUUCAGCUUGCUUGGCGAAAGGGAGCUCAGUUUCUCAUCCUUGAAUCUGACUCUCAGUCAGCUUUGAAUUUGAUUGAACAACGUUCAGACCCAGUGCAUCCUUACUCGAUGAUUCUUGGAGCCAUUCGCCGCAUGAUAGCGCAAAGUUGGGUGGUUCAACUUGUUCACACGUACAGGGAAAGGAAUAGAGUCACGGACUGGCUCUCGAAGCACAGUCUCGUCUAUCCCUUCGGUACGCAUGAACUAGAUAAACCCCCAACUAGUCUUCUUUCGAUGCGGCAGGAUGAUGUUCGGGGAGUCAGCUUCCCGCGAUAGGUUGUGGAGAAUAUUUAGGGUUGUUUUGUCCCUGUUUUAGCUGCCUGUUUCAGGUCUAGGAGUACCUUCUGUUGCUUCAGUUUGUUAAUCUGUUAAGCUGGUAUGGGAGGCUUGUGAGAAGCUUUUUUGGCUACAAGGUUUGCGCCCUGUCUGCUUCCUGAACUCUGUUCUACGGAUACUCUUGUAACUCUCGGCUGCUUUUUAGCCUCCAUUUAAUAAAUAAAAAAAAUUCAG
This is a messenger RNA of Linum trigynum, 1112 nucleotides long. The record is from the annotation of a GenBank genome assembly. Lineage: Eukaryota; Viridiplantae; Streptophyta; Magnoliopsida; Malpighiales; Linaceae.